AUGCCUUUAUCCCCCGCAGUCCAACUCGACCAAACCUUCCACCACUCCACUGCUACGCACAGCUACCAAAUCCGCUGGACAUCUCUCGGCAAUCCAGCAGCGCAGCCUCUCAUCUUCGUGCACGGCACACCGUGGUCCUCACGAGUCUGGACUAAUUACGCUCAGUCCUUCUCAAAAUACUUCCACGUCUACCUCUUCGACAACCCCGGCUUUGGAGCGAGCCCUCUCGGCAAGCCCCUCCCCGGCAAAGAAGAUACUAUCAGCAAAGAACUUGCCCUCGAUGCAGAUCUCUCGCAACAGUCAGCUGUAUUUGCCGCUCUAUUGAACCACUGGGCACGAGAGUGGCAGCAAAAGCCGCAUGUCGUUGCGCACGAUCAUGGCGGUCUGAUGGCUCUACGAGCUCAUAUCAUUCAUGGCUGCGAGUAUGCUAGUCUAUGUUUGAUCAAUGUGGUUGCGAUCGGGCCAUUCGGUCAACCUCUCUUUAAACUAAUUGCCGAGAAUGAGAGCGUUUUUACCGCGUUGACUGGGCCGGUGUUUGAGGGAGUUGUUGAGGCGUAUAUUCGUGAUGCCUCAUAUCGAGGCCUGGAUAAAGAGACGAUGGAGGUUCUCAAGAGUCCGUGGAUCUCUACUGAGGAAGGGAGGAAGGGGUUUGUUAGGCAGAUGGUGCAGGCAAAUAGUCGUAGCACGGAGGAGGUGGAGCAUCGGUAUUCGGAGGUAGGGAGGAAGAUACCAAUACGGGUUAUCUGGGGCCAGGAGGAUGCAUGGAUUCCCGUGGAGACAGCGGCUAGACUGAAGACGAAGCUGAAUGCUCGGGAGGUGGUGCUGAUUGAAGGCGCGGGCCAUCUAGUGAUGUAUGAUCAGGAGGGCAAGUUGGGAGUGGAGCUGGGCUGGUGGCUGAACAGCAUUUGCCACCUGUAA
Molecule: messenger RNA, 918 nt
Organism: Penicillium daleae
Lineage: Eukaryota; Fungi; Ascomycota; Eurotiomycetes; Eurotiales; Aspergillaceae
Product: alpha/beta fold hydrolase
Exons: 1
Coding region: 1-918 (305 amino acids)
Source: RefSeq, a predicted model, not a curated record